CGUGGAGAUGCGCUCCGAAGGGAAGAACGUUCCUGGGGGUCGGUUCCUUCCCCUUCCCGGAAGGCACGUCCAAGGUCACGGCUCUGGAGGGAACCGACUCGAGGGAACCCAUUGCCCAGGCUUGUGCCCCCGAGUGCUGUUCCUCUUUCAGAGCCACUCCCUCAGACAUCUGUCAGACCUGCAGGUUCUCUCGAGUGACUCCACACACCUUUAAGAAACAACCUCUGCACCAGUAUGUACGAAGACCAUUUUUCCUGCCGCGUGCACCCUUGGGUAACACAGUACGAUUCAUGUUUAUUCAAACACAAGACACCCCAAAUCCCAACAGCCUAAAGUUUAUACCAGGAAAGCCAGUUCUUGAGACAAGGACCAUGGAUUUCCCCACGCCAGCUGCGGCUUUGUGCUCCCCCCUGGCCAGGCAGUUAUUCCGGAUCGAAGGGGUGAAAAGUGUCUUCUUUGGACCAGAUUUCAUCACAGUCACAAAGGAGAAUGAAGAAUUAGACUGGAAUUUACUGAAACCAGAUAUUUAUGCAACAAUUAUGGACUUCUUUGCUUCUGGCUUACCCCUAGUGACCGAGGAAACACCACCAGGAGAAGCAGGUUCUGAAGAAGAUGAUGAAGUCGUGGCAAUGAUUAAAGAACUGCUAGAUACUAGAAUACGGCCAACUGUGCAGGAGGAUGGGGGCGACGUGCUCUACAGAGGCUUUGAAGAUGGCAUCGUGCGGCUGAAGCUCCAGGGCUCCUGCACCAGCUGCCCCAGCUCCAUCAUCACCCUGAAGAGUGGGAUUCAGAACAUGCUGCAGUUUUAUAUUCCAGAAGUGGAAGGCGUAGAGCAGGUGAUGGAUGAUGAAUCAGAUGAAAAAGAAGCAAAGUCGCCUUAAAUAAUCUUCAUUUUCUUUGGCUACAAGCAUUGGACUUAAUUUCACUGAGUCUGUAUUUGUCUCUGCCAUGGAAGUUGAUUAAUAAAAUGUUUUCUUCCUCCAGAA
Psammomys obesus (fat sand rat) is the source of this 986-nucleotide messenger RNA. RefSeq names its product NFU1 iron-sulfur cluster scaffold (gene Nfu1). Gene Ontology annotation, biological process: iron-sulfur cluster assembly. Lineage: Eukaryota; Metazoa; Chordata; Mammalia; Rodentia; Muridae. The coding region runs from base 291 to 881 and encodes 196 amino acids. Gene Ontology annotation, molecular function: iron-sulfur cluster binding; iron ion binding. The transcript is spliced from 8 exons. Gene Ontology annotation, cellular component: mitochondrion. The record is from RefSeq and is a predicted model, not a curated record.